Arachis ipaensis is the source of this 2319-nucleotide messenger RNA. RefSeq names its product nitrate regulatory gene2 protein. Lineage: Eukaryota; Viridiplantae; Streptophyta; Magnoliopsida; Fabales; Fabaceae. The record is from RefSeq and is a predicted model, not a curated record.
ACCAUACCCGAAACCAAAACCGAAACAGCAAGAAACCACAACCACAACAAUAACAAUAAUAACCGUAACUACCAUAACCGUCAAAACCGUAGAAAACCGCCGAAAUUACCUCACAUUCUUUCAGAUUCGAGUCCUUCCGAUACUCCUCGAAGUAACUACUCGAAUAUCUUCCCAACCGCGUAUUCUACUUAUUCAACUACUCCUUCUCAAGCUUCCUCUGUUUGGAAUUGGGAAAAUUUUUACCCUCCUCCACCACCACCUCCUCCUGCUUCUGAUUACUUCGAUCAAAGAAGCCACGUCAGCACCAACACCGCCAAUAAUAAGAAGCAAUGUUCACAAAUCGACACCGAAGAAGAAGAAGACGAAGAACACUAUUCAGAAGAAGAUGAAGAUGAAGAAUAUUCGGGACCGCGUUCUGAACAGAACUUUAAUACUAAUCACCAUCAUCAUCAUCAUCAACAGCAGCAUCAGCAUCAGCGUCAGCAGUUGGAUGAUGAUGAGAGAUCGGAGUAUGAUUUCUUCAAACACGGAGAACAAGCGUCGUUUCGAAAACAAGCGUCGUUUAAGAAAGAGGGGAUGUCGUUUCAGAAGCAGCAUCAUCUGAUUGAGGAUUAUGCUGAGACUGAGAGAGAGGAAGUUCAUUGCAGCGAGUGGGGGGAUCAUUACAGCACCACUACCAGCUCCGACGAUGACGGUGGCGGCCAUGGUGGUCGUGUUGGUGCAGUGGUGGAGGAGGAGGAGGAGGAUUCUAGGUCUGAGAGGAGCAGGUCGAAUUUCGGAUCGUCAGUGAGGGGGUCUUCCAUGAGGGGAUCGUCGGUGGUGGGAGAUCCGGUGACGCCGCCGCCUCCGAUGGCAGGGAAGAAGGCGGCGCCGGCGGUGGAGGAGGAUGACGCAAGGAGCAAGUAUGGGGAGAUGAUGGAGAUGAAGAUGGUGGUGCGGCAUAAGGACUUGAAGGAGAUCGUGGAAGCCAUUAAAGAGAGCUUUGACAAAGCUGCGGUGGCCGGAGAUCAGGUCUCUGAGAUGCUCCAGAUCAGUCAGGCACAACUCGAUCGCAGUUUCAAGCAAUUGCGGAAAACUGUGUAUCAUUCAAGCAGUUUAUUGAGCAACCUGAGCUCCACUUGGUCCUCGAAACCACCAUUGGCAGUUAAGUACCGGCUGGACACUGGUUCGCUGGCUGAACCAGGCGGUCUGAAGAGUCUCUGCUCCACUCUGGAGCGACUACUGGCUUGGGAGAAGAAGCUCUACGAGGAAGUUAAGGCUAGAGAAGGUUGGAAGAUUGAUCAUGAGAAGAAAUUGUCAGCGCUGCAGAGUCAGGAAUACAAAGGAGAGGACGAAGCAAAGAUAUUCAAAACCAAGACUUCCAUAAAUAAGUUGCAAUCACUAAUUAUUGUCACAUCUCAGGCUGUGACUGCCACCUCAACCGCCAUUAUUGGCCUUAGGGACUCUGAUCUUGUUCCUCAGCUUGUUGACCUUUGUCAUGGAUUCAUGUACAUGUGGAGAUCAAUGCACCAGCACCAUGAAACUCAAAGCAACAUAGUACAGCAAGUCCGUGGCCUUGUGAACAGAUCUUCCAGAGGCGACUCAACUUCUGAGCUGCACAGACAGGCGACACGUGAUCUUGAAUCCGCUGUGUCGGCUUGGCACUCCAGCUUCUGUCGCCUUAUAAAAUUUCAGCGCGACUUCAUCGUCUCCUUACAUGCCUGGUUCAAGCUUAGCCUUGUUCCAGUCCAUAAUGAUAAUGUCAACCUCAGCAUCAGCAGGGAACCCAACGAUGCAUACAUGUUUUUUGAUGAAUGGAAGCUCGCCCUUGAACGUGUCCCCGACACGGUUGCAUCUGAGGCCAUCAAGAGCUUCAUCAACGUUGUCCAUGUGAUAUACACCAAGCAAUCUGAGGAGCUCAAGAUCAAGAAGCGAACCGAGAGCGCUUCCAAGGAACUCGAGAAGAAGUCUUCGUCCUUGAGAACCUUAGAGAGGAAGUUUUAUAAUUCUUAUUCUAUGGUAGGCAUUAGUCUUCCUGAUACCGGACCGGAUAACGGACAAGGUCUGGACGCACGGGACCCCCUAGCUGAGAAGAAAUUGGAACUUGCAACAUGCCAGAGGCGAGUCGAAGACGAAAUGCUGAGGCACUCAAAGGCUGUGGAGGUGACAAGAGCAAUGACACUCAACAAUCUGCAGACAGGGUUGCCUGGAGUUUUCCAAGCACUUACCAGUUUCUCUUCAUUGUUCACUGAGGCUCUUGAAUCUGUGUGUACCCGUUCCUAUGCCAUCAAGUAGUAGGUAUUUUUUAUAUUUAUUUGUUCUGUUCUGGGAUCUUAAGUU